Messenger RNA from Budorcas taxicolor (takin), 932 nucleotides. It is a transcript of the gene SAP30, whose product is annotated as Sin3A associated protein 30. The transcript has 4 exons. The record is from RefSeq and is a predicted model, not a curated record. Gene Ontology annotation, molecular function: protein binding; transcription coregulator activity. Gene Ontology annotation, biological process: regulation of DNA-templated transcription. Bases 270 to 932 code for a protein of 220 amino acids. Gene Ontology annotation, cellular component: histone deacetylase complex. NCBI's taxonomy places the organism in Eukaryota, Metazoa, Chordata, Mammalia, Artiodactyla, Bovidae.
CUGCUGAGGAGUCUCCAUGUGACAGUGAGCGGCGUCCCAGCUCCAGGCGACGCCAGAUUCCAGUUCCCGAUCCCACGCCCCGUCCGCUGAUCCUGUGCCUGCAGACAGCAGCAGGCCGGGGCCUCGUGGUCUUGGCCGGAGGACCUGGCUCAGAGUUAAUAGUCUCCGCUAAGCAGGUGCGAGGGACCGCCGAGACCCCGGCAUCUCCAGAGAGGCAGGCGGCGCGGAGAGCGAGGCUUCUGUCAGCGCGGCUCUGCGAGUGCGGGAACAUGAACGGCUUCACUCCCGAGGACAUGAGCCGCGGCGGGGACGCGGCCGCCGCUGUGGCCGCCGUGGCCGCCGCUGCCGCCGCCGCCGCGUCAGCCGGGAACGGGGCUGGGGCUGGCGCCGGGGCCGAGGUGCCGGGUGCAGGGGCGGUCUCGGCGGCGGGGCCGCCGGGAGCGGCAGGGCCGGGCCCCGGGCAGCUGUGCUGUCUGCGCGAGGACGGCGAGCGGUGCGGCCGGGCGGCGGGCAACGCCAGCUUCAGCAAGAGGAUCCAGAAGAGCAUCUCCCAGAAGAAGGUGAAGAUCGAGUUGGAUAAGAGCGCAAGACAUCUUUACAUUUGUGAUUAUCAUAAAAACUUAAUUCAGAGCGUGCGAAACAGAAGAAAGAGAAAAGGGAGUGAUGAUGAUGGAGGAGAUUCACCUGUCCAAGAUAUUGAUACUCCGGAGGUUGAUUUAUACCAACUACAGGUGAAUACGCUUAGGAGAUACAAAAGACACUUCAAACUCCCAACCAGACCGGGGCUUAAUAAAGCACAGCUUGUUGAGAUAGUUGGUUGCCACUUUAGGUCUAUUCCAGUGAAUGAAAAAGACACCUUAACAUAUUUCAUCUACUCAGUGAAGAAUGACAAGAACAAGUCAGAUCUCAAGGUUGAUAGUAGUGUUCACUAG